AUGGCCGAUCUAAAUUGUUGGCCGUUCGCAUACCGAUUACAGUUUGUACGUGCAAACGUACAGGGUGCAGCCAGAGACUGGUUUGUAGGCCGUACGUUUCGGAAUUGGUCUGAUUUCAAAACGCAGUUUAAUGCAACGUUUAUACGCGCUGUACGUAUGUCUGAUCGCUGGGACGCUUUGCGUAGGCGGAAUCAGAGCAAGGAUGAACACUCAAUGGACUACUUCCAAUUGAAGGUGAGACUGUGCCGCGAUUUAUCGCUGUCGUUCGAUGAAGUACGGGACCAUGUAAUUCAAGGUCUGCAUUCGCGUGAAAUGGCUAUGUAUGCUCUGUGCAGAGUGCAUAGGGAUGAGAAUGAUUUAUUGGCAGACAUAUUGGACUGGGAGCGGAUGGACUCACUGCGGAAAACGGACGCGAAGUCUGACCGACCUGUCAAGCCCAAGGACUCGUACAAAAUGAAUGAACAACGGAGUCAAUCAGCAGGUGACUCUCUAAAGGAUAAAAGGACUUGGAGGCGUGCGGUACCGGUUGGAGACAAAGCGGUUGCCGCUACGUCGAGCCAAGAGAACAAGGUGACUGAUGAUGUCAGGCGUGGCAGCUGCUUCAACUGUCACAAGGUAGGGCAUCUUUCCCGCGAAUUUCCUACGAAAAGAAAACCAAUGACAUGUUUUCGCUGUGGCGUAGCUGGUCAUAUGGUGACGAAUUGCCCGACCCAGCAACAAGUCAACACUAUUACUGAACGGAAGAACAUGAAAGCACAUCAUCCGUACCAGAAGGUCGGAGUUGUGAACGACUGUGAGUUCGUUGCACUAUUGGACACAGGCAGUCACUUCACGUUGUUCAAGGCAACACUUGCAAUUAAGUGUGGCGUAAGCGUUCGACCAUUUGUUAAACCGUUGUAUGUUGUUGGCAGCACGGUUGUGCCUGCUCUAGAGACUGUCGGGGAGGCGGUGAUCGAAAUAACUAUUGACGGAGUCAACGCCGGACCAGUAGUAACGCUGAUCGUUCCCGACGACGUUCAAGGACCCGAUGCCAUUAUAGGAAGGAAUUGGUUAGAUUCGACUGCUGUAUCGUACUAUAAAUCAGGAGGUCAAUUAGUACUCGCGGAAGCAAACAUUGUGAAUAAACUAGUUGACACUACCGUUGUUACGUCGGGUAACGAAUUGGACAGCUUGCAUGUAGUGAGUACGGAGAGCGAACUGGAGCGUGCACCACUUGAUUUAAGCGAAUUCAAGUUUGUGGAUGAAGAGGCGAGUGCUGCAGAGAGGUCAAGUCUGUCCGACUUGGUCAAUGAGUAUCGAGAUUGUUUUGCCACUAGCUUGGAGGAACUUGGCUGCACUCCCUUGACAUCGAUGGAUAUUUCGGAGGUAACAGGCAGCAAACCAGUUAUGUGCAAACCCUACAAAACGACGGCGGCUGACAGGGCCGAAAUAGAAAUAAUUGUAAGUGAUUGGAAACGCUGUGGGCUGGUGGUCGAAACUCGCUCACCUUAUGCCAGCCCGGUAUGA
Molecule: messenger RNA, 1506 nt
Organism: Acyrthosiphon pisum (pea aphid)
Lineage: Eukaryota; Metazoa; Arthropoda; Insecta; Hemiptera; Aphididae
Exons: 1
Coding region: 1-1506 (501 amino acids)
Molecular function (GO): nucleic acid binding; zinc ion binding
Source: RefSeq, a predicted model, not a curated record